Messenger RNA from Leishmania braziliensis MHOM/BR/75/M2904, 2022 nucleotides. RefSeq lists its product as hypothetical. Gene Ontology annotation, molecular function: protein binding. The record is from RefSeq and is a predicted model, not a curated record. NCBI's taxonomy places the organism in Eukaryota, Euglenozoa, Kinetoplastea, Trypanosomatida, Trypanosomatidae. The coding region runs from base 1 to 2022 and encodes 673 amino acids. The transcript has a single exon.
AUGCACCAGAGCCGCUUCCGCGUCUGGCGAUGCAGUGAACUGGCGCAGCUGUGCAGUUCUUCCCUCUACGCCCUCUUGCUGGGAAGCCGGCCUGUCUGCAUUCGAUCCUCUAACCUUCUCAGAUCCCAUUUCAUCCCCAGACAGCACCGUAGCCCUCGCAGGGCAGGCGAUGAACCGCAACCCCAGCGCCAGUCGAAGCUGUCCAGGAGUCCUAAGAAGGUCUCUGUAGAUACACGUGACAGAGAACAGCGACUAGCCCAGCAGACUCCCUUGUCACGUGUGACCCCCUAUCACAAGGACGUGCAUAAAUGCGCUUCAAAGCUCGUUAAUCGUGCGAGGACAAGCACAGAACGCUCGCAGGUGGCGUCUCCCUCUUCAUCUCCACGCAUACAGCACAUGCAAAGACAAUCACCUGAGAAGGGUCCCGCUGUGUCUUCAGCGACGCUACUGCGCUCCUUGAAGGCGCGUAACUCGCCGUACGUAUCCACACUCUGCAAGCGUGUUGUGCCGAGACACACCGGCACGCACGGUACCAUCCAAGAUCUCAACUCGGCGCAUCAGUCGGAUGAUCAGCGCCGUGCAGUAGCAGACCUCCGCUCUGAAGAAACACGCAGCAUUGAGAGCGACGGCUACGACCCCGCACUGGUAGUGCACGUCGACUCUCGCCACCGCCAGGUGCGGCUAAAUGACGUCCAACGCGAGCUUAUCUGGAAGGCGCGGCAGACGCAGUACCACAACCUGCUCCAGCGGAUUGUUGCCUGCCUCCAGUCCCAUCGCAGCCCCAUCGAGAAAUGUCAAACUCUCUACGGCCUUCACAACGAAGUAAUCAAAAAGCAUCUGCGGCUGCGCGCCGACACCUACGAGGACAUCUUCCACACGCUCUACAGUGUCGGUGUGAAGCGAGGCGGUGGUGCUGGGCAGCCUGGCAAGGCGUCACUGAGCUCCAGCGCACAGCUUGUCAGCGGCGGUGCUGGAUGCGAGUACUGGAACUGGCAAGAAAUCUCACUCAUGGGCAGCGGCGGGACACUGCCUGCCGAGCUCGCCACACCUUCCGCAGCCUCCAGCAUCGUGUUGAGUCUCCGCGGCAUGGAGAAUGUCUGGGAGAUGUACCGCUAUCUUGUGGAUAGCGGCACUGACCCGACACCACGCAUUCUCCAGUACGUGAUGGGCCUACUGGAGCAUGCCUCCGUCUCCCUCGCGGUGGCACGGGCGCACACCCCCGCGGACUCUGGUGGCACCCCCAUCACGCACGGACGUCAUCGCGCGCGGAGUUCUGGCCUUAUACUCGUCGAAGCCAAGGCUCACUCUCUCAUGAUGGACGCAGAUCGUUUUCACCUGACCCCGACCGAGUACACCGUCAACUCAUACAUUGCCAUCUGCGAGGCGUGCGACGUGAUGCACCUCGCCGUGGCUCGUGUAACGGAUUACCAGACAAGGCAAGAGCGGCAAGCAUCCCCUGGCAUGUAUGCUCGUCUCCUGACAGGGCUUGUGCGCUGUAGCCACUACACCGAUGCAAUGGCGGUAGCGACUACAAUGCAAAACGUUCCGAUGACUACGUACCUCGUGAACGCUGUCCUCCAGGCAGCACGGCACUCCCAUGACCCCGCAAGCGUCUUUAGCUUUUACCGCUCUCUCUUUUUUGCUCCGCCGAGCCCGCUACGCCUCAGUGAAAGCCGCAGCCCCGAAAAGAGCGGCAGUACCUCACCAGCGCCGGGUCUCUGGCGCGUCAGCCCCACUUCUCGAUCUGCCACUGGCUUGGCUCCCUCCCUUGUCACCUUCUCUAUCAUGGCAGAGGUAAUUCUACAGACGCAGGACUACACUGAACUAACGUUUGUGAUUUCCGAAAUGCAGCACUACGGCGUGAAGGGAAACGGACUUCUCCUGAACAAACUCUUGAAGAUGAUGCGCACCGCGGGGCGUCCACAAUCGGAGGUGCAAGCUCUUCAAAGUGCCAUGGAGGCGAAGCAGGUGCGUGUCUUCGAUGAGAACAAAGCGGGUGGUCCUGUGCCCUCUCUGGAAUGA